CUGAACAGAGGGGGCGCUGUACUGUAGUUCAUACUGGAAAAAUACCACCCUGUGCAGCCAGCCGUCAUAUCAACAAAGACUCUGCAGCCUGGGUGCCCACGUUUUUCUCCGUUAUAUUGGAAAAAGUAAAAAAAACACACAGGCCUAGUUAUGAUUUUCAGGUAGCACUGCAACGUCUUAGAACUACCAGUGUCUUUUUGAAAGAAAAAAGUCUGUUCCAUCGAUCAAAAAGGCUAACGUAAGCGUUUCAAGCUCGCUGUGAAAAUGUCGACUGCCGUGGACUUCCAUUCUCAGAUUGCCUCCAUCAUGGAGGUGCUGGCUAACGCGGCCGUUGCAGAAAUUUGUAAAGUUGUGGACGACGGAUACGCGGUGGUUCACCUGGAGAUGUCCCGGAGUCAGAAGGAGAACGAAGUUCUGCGCAGGAAAAUCAAACUGCUGGAGCUGCACGUCGCCAGGUACCGAGCGGAGAGAGUGAGGGGACCGGAGGGCUCUCUCUGCGGCCGCUUCGCCGGGGUCCGCCUCCUCAACCGGCAGAAUAGGGCCUCACUGGCAGGCCCCUCUCUGCAAGGCAGGACCAGGUUUUUGAACCGAGACCCGGGGACUCAGCAGUCUGUGCAGAAGAUCCAGCCUAUCAACCCGGACCAGGAUUCUGACCAGGAGGUCGUCACCACCACCAAAACUGAGUCAGCAGAACCUGAGGAGGAGGUGGGGGAGCUGCUGAUCGUCAAGGUGGAGGGAACGAUGGAGACCGGAGCCACCACCCACGAGGUGCCAGUAGACGCCUGCACCGGCAGCAGAGGAGACGCCCACACCGCCACAUCACUCCCCGCUGCCUCGCCAGACGCCAGACGCCGCAGCGAAACGGAGGGCCAGAGAUGUCUGAAAAACACGAGCUGCGCUCAGCGCAAGGUGGAAAAGAUGCAUGAAGUGCAAGUUUUCUUUGCUGUGGGCUCAUCAGGUGUUACCCCAGAGAAACACAGUCCCUCCCAAACGCUGCUGGGAUGGCAGGAGAGCAGCAAGACGGAAGAUAGGGAGCGGCCAUCUUGUUCCACACACACAGCAGAAACCGUAGCAGGAAUCUCAUCAUUUAGCCAAGUGAGGACAGUCCUUGCCUCCGUCUCUAAAAGGCCUCAGUGCAACAGAGACCAGACUAACUCCCUCCCCUAUGCAGCGGAGGACAGCUGCGGGGGGACGUUGUUGUCUGGGCGAGGAGGAGAGGACGGAGCUGAGGAAGUAACCCCUCUCCUCGGUCAGCCACGGCUGUGUAUUCAGAACAGUGAGUCACGCACUGAAGGGAUGUUUGAAGGUAAUGCAGCCUACAAUCUUUCUACCUUUAACAAUACCCCAGUUGCCAUGGGGACAGUCAACUCCCAGCAACAGCAAAGCCAGCAUUCCUGGUCUGGAAUCCGGCCGCUGGACAACGCCCUCUUCCCUAGUCAGAACCCCCCUCAUCAAGCAUCCAGCAGUCAGAACCAGGAGUGCAGGUCAGCACAGUGCCAGCAGCCCUCCCUCCCCUACAGCUGCACCUUCUGUUCCCGCCGCUACGCCCACCAGUGCCAGCUGCGCAUCCACGAGCGCGUCCACACAGGGGAGAAGCCGUACCAGUGCGUCCAGUGUGGGAAGCGCUUCGGCCAGGUCUGCAGCCUCAAGCGCCACCAGAUGGUCCACACGGGGGAGAAGCCGUUCUCCUGUCCUCACUGUGGGAAGCAGUUCUCCACUUCUACCAACCUGAAGGUCCACCAGAGCGUCCACACCGGGGAGAAGAGGUUCCACUGCUCCAAGUGUGGCAAGAACUUCUCCUUCCUCAGCAACCUCAUCAGGCACCAGGCUCUGCACACCGCCAAACCGCACCGGGAGGGCAGGAUGGCGGGUUUUGGGAAUUUCCACAAUCAGAUGGCGUCCAUCAUGGAAGCGUUGGCUAACACGGCGGUAGCUGAGAUCUGUCAGCUCGUGGAGGACGGCUUCGCCACCCUGAGGCUGGAAAUAUCCCGGAGCCAGAGGGAGAACCUGGCCCUGAAGAGCAGGCUGCGGCUGAUGGAGGUCCGUUCAGGAGAGCCCCCCCCCCCGCCGCCGGCCGGGACCUGCACCAGGAGAGAUCACUUCGGAGAAGACGGCUCUACCAUUACCAAAAACGUCAACUUCACUAUGCUGGAGAACACUGACCCUCAGCAGUCACAGCCGGUGGUUGUGACGAAGCAGCCGGUGGAGCCAGAGGUGGUUAUCAUAAAGACGGAAAGGCAAGAGGAGGAGCUGAGUGUGUUGGGAGACCAUCAGACAGCUUCUAACAGCAGCGAUGGACCUCUUUCUCUGUCUCUUGCUGCUGAGAGCGACCGCCUACUGAGUGUCGAAGCAGAAACCCCCAGAGUCAGUGUGUCAUGUCGGUAUGAAAAUCAGGACUUAGCCAGACCUGAAGCUCAGCAGCAGGAGAAGAAGGAGAUAGUGGAUGAGGCCACUACUCAGUGUCGGUACUCUCAUCCUGCAGAACCAAGCCAUGGAGGUGGUGGUCCAAACACAGACAGGGAAAUGACAGACUUGACUGAAGAAGAUGACAAACGAUGUGUUGACUCUUUGUCUGCUGAGUUCAGUAGUAGUAAAGUUCCUGAUAUAGACACCGCACUGAUAAAGAAACUAGAUUCAGCGCUGUCACCUACAAAUACCGGAGGGGAGGGUUUGUGUGGUGCAGCAGCAGACUGGAGAGGAGAGGAAGUGUUAGCAGCAGUCAAACUGGAGGCUGAACCUUCCUGUUCUGAAGCUUUUCUGACAUAUAAUCCUUUAGUUUCUGUCACUAGAGAUGAGAGUCAGAGUAACAGCAGGUUAACUCACACAACCAGUCAGCACACAGAGAGUGAAGCAGCAGAACUGGACACCAGCAGCUUGGACGACGACUCCUUCGAUGACCUAUUCUCUUCCCCAGAGGUGGCCAGGUCUCUGACAGCUCCUGCCAAACACUCCCCAAAUGGAGUCACAUGCAUGGAGGAGCCCCUGUCAUCCUCAUCUUUUUCUUUCCCGAGCAUCUUUGGGAACCCUUCCAUGUCAGACUCUCUAACCGUCUCCUCCUUCAGUAACGCCUCCUCUGACUCCAGGUGCACAAGCUUUUCCUGCAGCACAGAGCGAGCAUUUAGCUGCCAGCACUGCGGCCGCCUCUUCUCAACCUCCAGAGACCUGGCGGUGCACCAGCGCUCCCACGCCGGGGAGAGGAUCUACAACUGUUACCUCUGUAAGAAACCCUUUGUCCACCCACACCAGCUGAAAACCCACCAGCGGGUGCACACCGGAGAGAAACCGUUCAGCUGCUCUCAGUGCGGCAAGCGCUUUUCCCAGUCUAGCCAUAUUAAGAGACACAUGAGCGUCCACACAGGGGAGAAGCGCUACAGCUGUAGCCUCUGUGGGAAACGCUUCUCACAGGCCUGCAGCCUCAAGGUGCACCAGACGGUCCACACCGGAGAGAGACCAUACAGCUGCACAAAAUGUGGCAAAAGCUUCUCUGUGCUGGGGAACCUGGUUCGCCACCAGAGCGUGCACAUCAGCAAAUAGAGGGACUGGAGUGAAUCAGAAAUAUACAAGAAGUGUAAUGCGCAUAUAAAGUCAGUAGGGCUCAUCAUAAUGUCGGUCAGAAUGUGUUAAGCUGACUGUACAUUUUGUCAUUUAUAUUGUUAAACGUACAGUAUGUAACUUUUUGUCACUAGGGGUCUCUCAAUCAAAACAAUGGAUGGUAAACACAGACUUUUGAUAACGGGAAGUUGUAGUUUUUACUGUUAAACACCAUUGCCGAUCUGUUCACGGAAGAGUUUUCCCAUUCAAGUGUAUUCCCAUUACAUUUUGUAACGUUUAUUCAUGUCACUAAUAAAGUAGCUGCAGUUUCCCCAACAUAGUUAAAUUUUUAUUUUUAUUUGUCCAAAACGGUCCGAUG
Molecule: messenger RNA, 3910 nt
Organism: Etheostoma spectabile (orangethroat darter)
Lineage: Eukaryota; Metazoa; Chordata; Actinopteri; Perciformes; Percidae
Exons: 9
Coding region: 265-3534 (1089 amino acids)
Biological process (GO): regulation of gene expression
Cellular component (GO): nucleus
Source: RefSeq, a predicted model, not a curated record